AUGUCAGGAGAGCUUCAGCAACUUGAAAUUCAAUCGCUUCUAGAGGAUAUAAAAUGCUCGGUCGAUCAAUUUGAGGCCACGAAAUCCGAACAGGCCCGUGUCCGUGCACUUGAGAAAUCAUUGAAAUUGAUCAAGGCUCUUGAACAUCCCAAAGAUGCGGUUCUCAAACUUUUCCUAUCUCCCACUCAAGCUAUGGCAGUCAAAAUUGCUCAUGACCUUGGAAUUUUUGCGAUCUUAACUGGUGCAGCUACAACUACCUCUUGCAAGCAGUUGGCCGAUCAAAGCGGCGCAAACUCACUGCUAGUUGAGCGAAUCAUGCGAGUUCUUGUUGCAAUCGACUUUGCGCAAGAAGAAGGACCUGGAAUGUAUUCGCCAACUUCCCUUUCCAGGGAGAUGACAGACAAAAAGUCAGGUAGCAUUGUCGAUACUUUAUUUGUUGAUUUUGCUCCAGCCAUUGUGAAAACGCCAGACUUUCUGCGCGAAACAAACUACCAGAACCCUGAAGAUCAUUCAGCCGGACCGAUUCAAUAUACCUAUAACGUGAAAAUGACCACAUUCGAAUGGCUAGCCAGGGAUGUAGCCGUUCAUGAGCGCUUCCACAAUUAUGUGCAAGGUGUUCGAGAAAGUCGACCAUUUUGGGUUGACUGGUUUCCGGUGCAGGAGAGAAUCUUGAAUGGCUAUACCGGAGCUCCAAGUGAUCCGCUUAUUGUGGAUAUGGCCUGUGGUAGUGGUCGGGAUAUGCUGGCAUUGAAGAGGAAGUUCCCUGACUUAACUGGCAGAGUGAUUCUCCAAGAUCUUCCAGCGGUAUUCAAUGCCAUCCAUUCCCACGAUAUUGGACUUGAGAAAAUAGGGCAUGACAUUUUCGAUCGCCAGCCUGUUGAAGGUGCUCGCGUAUACUUUCUCAAAUUUAUCUUGCAUGAAUUCUCUGAUGACAACUGCAUUAAGAUUCUCCAAAAUACCAUCCAGGGAAUGAAAAAAGGAUAUUCUAAGAUCCUGAUCGAAGAGUUUAUUCUUCCCGAUGAGAACGCAGGAUUGUUUCAUUCAAUGGUGGACAUGAUAUUGAUGGUUGUUGGUCCUGGUAUUGUGCGAACAAAGUCUCAAUGGGCUACGAUUCUGAAGUCUGUGGGGCUUACUGUGAACUUGAUUUGCCAUCCUGACGGUGACGGACCAUCCAUAAUCGAGGCCGAGCUAUGA
This is a messenger RNA of Penicillium malachiteum, 1194 nucleotides long. RefSeq names its product S-adenosyl-L-methionine-dependent methyltransferase. The transcript is spliced from 5 exons. Lineage: Eukaryota; Fungi; Ascomycota; Eurotiomycetes; Eurotiales; Aspergillaceae. Bases 1 to 1194 code for a protein of 397 amino acids. Gene Ontology annotation, molecular function: O-methyltransferase activity. The record is from RefSeq and is a predicted model, not a curated record.